This is a messenger RNA of Didymodactylos carnosus, 426 nucleotides long. NCBI's taxonomy places the organism in Eukaryota, Metazoa, Rotifera, Eurotatoria, Philodinida, Philodinidae. The record is from the annotation of a GenBank genome assembly.
AUGAAAUCAUCGUAUAUUGUAUCAUUAUUCUCAAUCUGCUUAAGUUAUUUGGUCGUUGGCUUACCAUCAUCAUCCUCACUACCAGGUGUUCCAACGCAAGCUCUUCAAGAUGCAGAAAACACAUUAAAUCGUUAUAAUAAAUUAAUGGAUACAGAAACUGAAUAUUUAGUAUAUGGUCUGCUACAUAUUUUGAUGAAACACCCACAUGUUUUCCCACAAGUACCACAGAAGGCCUUAGACAUCGCAAUGAAAAGUCUUGAAAGUAAAUUAGGUCGUAAUGAUGUUGAAAUUAUUACAAAACCAAUCAUGUUAUCACUGAAACGAGCUGAGAAACCAUUAAAAAUGACACCACUUAUCAAACAAGAAAUUACGGAUGCCCUGGAUGACUUUUUCUCAAAAGAUUCCGGAACGUUAUUAAGAAAAUAA